Messenger RNA from Pseudomyrmex gracilis, 1315 nucleotides. Its product is annotated as methylmalonic aciduria and homocystinuria type D homolog, mitochondrial-like. The record is from RefSeq and is a predicted model, not a curated record. NCBI's taxonomy places the organism in Eukaryota, Metazoa, Arthropoda, Insecta, Hymenoptera, Formicidae. The transcript has 5 exons. Gene Ontology annotation, cellular component: mitochondrion. Gene Ontology annotation, biological process: cobalamin metabolic process. The coding region runs from base 163 to 999 and encodes 278 amino acids.
AUGUGUGUGCGCGCGCGCGCAAUGAUUUAUAAAUAAAAAUAUACAGAGAUAGGUGGUUGUAAUCAAGUGCACGCACAAACACGCUUGUCAUUACGGGGUCCAAAUCCACUAUGUAAAUUGCAUCGGUGUCCUCUAAAUGACGCGCUGUUGUUGCUCGUAACGAUGUUUUGUACAAAAUAUGGAAGGAGACAUUGUACCUCGUCGUUGUUCGAUGUGCUUUCGAAAGUGGUCUGUUCUCGUCGCGUCAAUCGGAGCACCAGCUCCUAUAAAGUUAUCGAGACCAAUGGCGACUUAGACGCAGAUAUUGACAACAGUGUUUUGAGUAACUCCAACUGGGAGCUGUUAACACCGAGAGGUUUUCGAUUUUAUCUUCCUGGAAGAGUGGGACUCGCUUGGUUGGACGCUGCGACUACUGCCCAAGUGAAGACUCAGUUUGUCGAGCUCGCCGGCGAACAGGAAUUCAUAGAUGCUCUGAACGACAAAACUCAAUAUCAGAAGGAUGCGGGAUACUGGAACGAGCUGAGGCCAAUGAUGAACUGUGUGGUACAGGAGUGUCCGAUUCUUCUGCGAAAGAGCAUAAGGGAACUGUUCCCGGGAUGCUUGGACGGGAUAGCUUCCUCAAAUCUUACUAUUAUAACUCUCAAUCAGAAAGCAAAUCUCAAGGUAAUGAGAUGGCACAAGGAAGCAGAAACUGAGAAACUUGCCAAAUGUUUUGUUCUAGCAGCUUCGGAGAUAUGCUCGAAACUGAAAAUGAUCGGUUACUGGGCGGAUUUCAUCAAUCCCUUCAGCGGACAGCCCUACAUGAAUCCGCGUAAAGGCAAUCUGUACGAAACGGACGAACGAUUUCGCUGCGUAGGAUUUAAAAUAGAACAAAGAAACAAUUGCAGAAUCAUCGUUUCUGAUAAUAAUCUAAACAAUUUUAUUGGAAGCCUUUAUACGACGGCUCCGGCCAACACUGAGUUUUUAAAACAACUAAUACACAUUGAUAACGAGGACUAAUAAACAUUAUACGUAUGUAAAUAACAUAAAAAGUGUUCAGUUCACUCACAGAAUAGAUCUAUCUGUAAUUGUAAAAUUAUUCAUGCGUAUAUAUAUAUAUAUGUAUAAAAGUAUAAACAAUUGAAAGAGAGAGAGAUAUAUAUAUAUAGUAAAUCAGACUCGCCAAACAACACAAGCGUAAAUAUUUCUCCGAUUGUGCGAAUGUCUCCGUUUUGCCACAGGUAGACUUUUAUCUUUUCUAUUUAUAUAUAUAUCUGUAAAUGACAAUCGAUCGUUUGUCUAUAAUAAAAACGAUUGUUUUACGUUGUGUAAUCGA